AUGUCGACAAUUGCCCUUAAUACAACAUCCGACGAUGCAGGAAAGGGUCAGGCGUCAGAGGGGAUCAGUCUCAAGGCCUUCGUGACUUCCCUGAGUGCCGCUCUGAUAACCUUCGGGGUUCAAACAGGACUGUUCUUUCUUCUCAGACAGAAGCUCGCCAGAAUCUUCAAACCGAAGACCUACCUCGUGCCUGAACGCGAACGAACCGAUCCUCCCCCAGAAAGUCCGUGGGGCAUGGUCAAUGCCCUUAUGCGCUUUCGAGACCGCGAGAUCAUGAACAAGUGUGGCCUAGACUCUUAUUUCUUCCUACGAUAUCUCCAAACACUCUUGAUCAUUUUUAUUCCUAUGGCUGUUGUCAUCAUUCCCAUUUUGAUACCCAUCAAUUAUGUGGGCGGCAUUGGCAAAGAUGUUACAGGCCAAGUCAAGAACAACGAUACGAGCAUCGAUGUUACUGGUCUCGACACUCUCGCUUGGGGGAACGUCAGUCCCAAAAAGACGCACAGGUACUGGGCUCACUUAAUAUUGGCUGUUUGUGUUAUUAUAUGGGUAUGCGGAGUCUUUUUCGCCGAGCUACGAGUUUUCAUCAAGAUACGACAGGAUUGGCUUACCACAGCCGAACAUCGUUUGCGAGCUUCGGCAACGACAGUCUUGGUCAGCUCCAUUCCCGAGAAAUGGCUAUCUGAAGAUGCAAUGCGGGGGCUGUUUGAUGUGUUCCCGGGUGGCAUUCGAAAUAUCUUCAUGACCCGGGACUUCACUCCACUGCUCGACAAGAUUAAAAAGCGAGACAAAGUCCACCGGCAACUCGAAGGGGCAGAGACGGAGCUUAUCCGCGCGUGUAAGAAGAAACAGCUGAAAAAACGAGAGGCGGAAGAAAAGCAAGCCCGAAAGGAAUCGAAGAACAAGAGGCCAACCAAGCAGGAAAAAGCCCAGCGUAAGCAGGAAGAAGAUGCUGCGGCCCAGCUGCAGGCAGAGAGCGGCGCAGGCGCUAGUAGCGGAGAUCACCACGAGGUUCCUCAUGACGUCCGAGAAGGAAUACAGGAAGCUCAUGAGAUGGAACACGGCGAGCAUCAGCAUACCCAUGACGAGAACGAGCAGCCCCGUCCAUCUCGCGAUGAAGGUGGCCUGAUGAAAGUUCCGAUUCUGGGAACAGGAUUGUCCAGGCUGACUCAGGGACUGGGCCGAGGAACAGAUGCCGUGGGUAAGACCGGGCAUGAAAUCUUCGGUGGUGCUCGGAACGUUGUCGGUCGGCUCGACAAUCAGAUUGAAACGACUAAUGGCUUCGUGUCGAUAGCACCGUCCGCCAGGCCCGAUACACGCAGUUCCAAUCGCCGCCACGUGAGAUUGCCUGACGAAGAUGAGCUUCCACGUCCCUCAACUGCUGUAUCUGACCGCCGGGGAGUGAUGGGUCAUGUGCCCACGCAUUCAACCGCCGGCCAACGUCUUACUCAUUCACGCGAUGUUUCUGCUGCUUCUCAAUUCACUGGGCCGAAUAGGGAGAGCAUUGAGCUGAAGUCAUUCACAAACACAACCCGCAAGGUUAGUAACAUUGAGGAUAUGUAUGUGAAUGAUCGGGCUCGUUGGUUUCAAUUUUGGAAACCGCCGUCCGGUGGGUUCGCUUCUCCGAUUCCUCAAGGUGCUGAGGAUGCCGAAUUCCCAUUUGAAGAAAAGUCAGGUUGGAAAAAGUUCAAGGAGGCCAUUCCCUUUAUCGGUGGCAAAGACGAAGAGCCUAUCGAAUAUCCUAUCGCACACAACGAGGAGUACAAGGAAGAUGGCGAAGAACAAGCAGAAUGGGAGAAGUGGCUCAAGCAAAAAGACCGGCCUACCCAUCGAUUGGCCAAAUUUGAGUGGACACCAGACUUCCUCCCCGGCUUCCCGCUUUUGAACGAAAAGGUUGAUACGAUAUUCUGGUGCAGAAAAGAGCUCGCACGCUUGAAUCUCGAAAUCGAAGAGGACCAGAAGCAUCCCGAGCGUUUUCCCUUGAUGAAUUCCGCUUUCGUCCAAUUCAACCACCAAGUUGCCGCUCACAUGGCAUGCCAAAGCGUGAUCCACCAUGUCCCCCGACAUAUGGCACCUCGAACCGUCGAAAUUUCACCCAACGACGUUCUCUGGGAUAAUAUGGCUAUAAGUUGGUGGUCUGAAUGGCUCCGUACGGCUGUAUCAAUGGCAGUUGUGGCUGGUAUGAUCAUUCUCUGGGCUAUACCCGUUGCUUUCACGUCGUCCAUCUCGCAGAUCGACUCUCUCAUUGCGCAGUACCCUUGGCUCGGUUUCCUGCAGCAAAAUGAAACGGUGCACAACGCUGUUCAGUCCCUUGCCGGUGUUCUGCCUGCCAUCUUGCUUGCUCUGCUCCUGUUCUUGGUUCCGAUCAUCAUGGACGCGCUCGCAGGCUUUAAAGGAGCCAAGACUGGGUCUCAGAAGUCAGAAAUUGUACAGGCCUUUUAUUUUGCAUUCCUGCUUGUUCAGGUGUUCUUUGUUGUUUCGCUGUCCGCCAGUAUUUUAACCGUACUCGGAGAGAUCGCGGAAGAUUUUACCAAUAUCACAAGCGUGUUGGCGACAUCGCUUCCCAAGGCCGCCAACUAUUUCUUCUCCUACAUGAUUCUACAGGCUCUCAGUACAAGCUCUGGUACUCUGCUACAAAUCGGAGCCCUGAUCAAUUGGUAUAUUAUUGCGAAGAUUACGAACAACACGGCACGUAACAAGUGGACCACAAAUACGAAGCUUCCUCAGGUCAAGUGGGGUUCUUUCUUCCCAGUUUACACCAAUUUCGCUUGUAUUGGACUCAUCUACUGCGUCAUUGCACCACUCAUUUCGAUAUUUGCGAUCAUUACAUUCAGUUUGCUUUGGAUAGCCCACCGCUAUACCAUGCUGUAUGUCAACCGCCUCUCUAUCGACACUGGUGGCGUGCUCUACCCCCGCGCAAUUAAUCAGACUUUCGCCGGCUUGUACAUCAUGGAGAUCUGUCUCAUUGGGCUGUUUUUUAUUGUACGGGAUGAUGCCAACAAUCUGACGUGUACCCCACACGCUAUCAUCAUGAUUGUGGUAACUAUCUUAACAGUACUCUACCAAUUAUUGCUCAACUACUCCUUUGGCCCCUUGUUCCGGUAUUUGCCCAUUACGUUCGAGGACGAAGCUGUACUCAGAGAUGAGGCGUUUCAACGAGCACAGGAUCAUCGUUUGGGCUUGCUUGAAAACGAGGAUGAUGACGAGGCGGUCGAAAAGGAGGGGCUACCUUCUCACAACCGCAACGGUCAAUCGGCGCUACACACUGACGGGGCGAUCGAGAAGCCUCGCAAAGGUAACAAGUUUACAAACUUUGCGCCUGUCAAGGGUCUUACCCAUGCCGGUUCUCUGGCCAUCAGGGGCGGCAAGGCAUUGAAAAACCACACAUACGACAGAGCCGAGCAAGGCGUAAAGAGUGCGGCAAAGUAUCGAGAGGAACGUCGGAAGAAAGACCUAGAAGCUCAGCGCGCUAUUGGUGAAGCACUUUAUGGCGGUUAUCACGACGAAAUCGAGGAUUUGACUCCGGAAGAAAGGGAUGCUCUUGUGCAGCACGCCUUCAAGCACGAAGCUUUGAGAGCUCGCCGCCCGGUCUUAUGGAUUCCUCGUGAUGACCUUGGCGUCAGUGACGAUGAGAUCAGGCGCACAGAGCUUUUCAGCGAGCACAUCUGGAUUUCAAACGAGGGUACCGCCCUCGACAGUAAGGUCCGUGUGCUCUAUGGCCGCGCUCCUCCAGAUUUCAGUGAACUAGACUUGAUCAAUCUGUAG
Truncatella angustata is the source of this 3762-nucleotide messenger RNA. RefSeq lists its product as uncharacterized. The record is from RefSeq and is a predicted model, not a curated record. The transcript is spliced from 2 exons. The coding region runs from base 1 to 3762 and encodes 1253 amino acids. Gene Ontology annotation, cellular component: plasma membrane. Gene Ontology annotation, molecular function: calcium-activated cation channel activity. NCBI's taxonomy places the organism in Eukaryota, Fungi, Ascomycota, Sordariomycetes, Amphisphaeriales, Sporocadaceae.